AUGAGGUUUAGUUUCGGUCGUCAGUCUUCUCUCGAUCCGAUCCGGAGGAGUCCUGAUUCCACUAGAAGCGACGACGAGCCUCAUAUGUCGGUACCGGAGAAUCUCGAUUCCACGAUGCAGCUUCUCUUUAUGGCUAGCAAAGGUGAUGUCAGAGCAGUCGAGGAGCUUCUUGAUGAAGGGAUCGAUGUUAAUAGCAUCGAUCUUGAUGGUCGUACGGCGCUUCACAUCGCUGCCUGUGAGGGUCAUCUCGGCGUUGUUAAGGCUCUUCUUAGCAGGAGAGCUAACAUUGAUGCUCGUGAUCGAUGGGGAAGUACGGCGGCUGCUGAUGCUAAGUAUUAUGGGAAUUUAGAUGUUUACAAUCUCUUGAAGGCUCGAGGAGCUAAAGUUCCGGUAAGAGUUUCAUUGACUUUGGAUACGACUGGUGUGUGUUUUGUCUAUGUGUUUUCAAUCGGGUUUGAGUGUUUGCAGGGAGCAUAUCAAGUAGCUAAAUGGAAUGGCACGCGGGUUUCUGUCAAAAUACUUGAUAAAGAUAGCUACUCAGAUCCUGAACGCAUAAACGCAUUUAAACAUGAAUUGACGUUGCUAGAAAAAGUCCGGCAUCCAAAUGUUAUCCAGUUUGUUGGAGCUGUCACUCAGAAUAUACCGAUGAUGAUUGUAGUCGAGUAUAACCCAAAAGGAGAUUUAGGUGUAUAUCUCCAAAAGAAAGGACGUCUUUCUCCUUCCAAGGCACUUAGAUUUGGUCUUGAUAUUGCAAGGGGCAUGAACUACCUCCAUGAAUGUAAACCAGAUCCAAUCAUUCACUGCGAUCUAAAGCCAAAAAAUAUUUUGCUGGAUAGAGGUGGGCAAUUAAAGAUCUCCGGAUUUGGUAUGAUAAGAUUGUCGAAAGUUUCACAGGACAAGGCGAAAGUAGCAAACCACAAAGCACAUAUAGAUCUCUCGAAUUACUACAUAGCACCAGAGGUUUAUAAAGACGAAAUAUUUGACCGAAGGGUCGAUGCACACUCCUUUGGUGUCAUUUUAUACGAGAUAACAGAGGGAGUACCAGUUUUCCACCCGAGACCUCCUGAAGAAGUUGCGAAAAUGAUGUGUUUAGAAGGAAAGAGACCAGUAUUCAAAACUAAGUCAAGAAGUUACCCUCCAGAUCUAAAAGAGUUGAUCGAGGAAUGUUGGCAUCCAGAAGCCGGUAUUAGACCGACAUUCUCUGAGAUUAUCUUUCGACUUGACAAAAUAGUAACUAAUUGCUCUAAACAAGGAUGGUGGAAAGACACAUUCAAGUUCCCUUGGUAA
Molecule: messenger RNA, 1287 nt
Organism: Camelina sativa (false flax)
Lineage: Eukaryota; Viridiplantae; Streptophyta; Magnoliopsida; Brassicales; Brassicaceae
Source: RefSeq, a predicted model, not a curated record